UGUCCAGAGGGUGAGCAGAGAUAUCACUCUGUCCUCUUCUCUCUGUCACUCUCACAGAGAUAUCACUCUGUCCUUCUCCCUCUCUGUGACUCUCACUCACUAUUACAAUGUCUUCUGCUGUGGCUGCUUUGCCCCUGGCGACUCCGGCCAAAUCUCCCAAGAAGAGAGCCAAGUCUCAAGUCAAGAAGAAGACUGGUCCCACAGUGUCAGACCUGAUACUGAAGGCCGCCUCCGCAUCCACAGAGCGCGGUGGCGUGUCCCUGGCAGCCCUGAAGAAGGCUCUGAAGGCCGGAGGAUACGACGUGGUGAAGAACAAAGCCAGAAUCCUCAUCACCAUCAGACGCUUGGUGGCAAGCAAAUCCCUGGUCCAAACCAAGGGCACCGGUGCGUCGGGCUCCUUCAAGCUGAACAAGAAGCCCCCCACACCAAAGAAGAAGAAGGUGGUGAAGAAGAAGGCAAAAAGGGCAAAGAAGGCCAGCCCCAAGAAAGCCGCCGGAGGUGCCACUCCAGCAGCCAAGAAGUCACCUAAGAAAAAGAGCAAGGCAAAGAGUCCGAAGAAAGCCAAGAGGCCCGCUGCAGCCAAGAAGCCCAAGAAGGCAAAGAGUCCUAAGAAGGUGAGACGCAGUGUCGCCAAGUCUACCAGGACCAGGGCUGCUGCCAAGAAGUGAAAACUCUCUAAAUGAACACUGAAUGCAACCAAACGCCUUUCUGGAGGCGUUUAACUCGUGUGUGUGUGGACCAAAAUUCAGCAUUCAUCCAAGAACUUGAGCUUGCUUUAUAGUUUUUUCUAUAAUAAAAACACUGAACCUGCUGUUUUGACGCCCCUUUCUGCCGUGGUUUGUAAAGAUUUGAAUAGCAAUUGUAGAAAAUAAUAAACAUAUUUUAAUUUAUUUACAGUGUGCCCUGUGUUUUUUUUUUUAUCUCAGUUUGAACAAAAAUAACAUUCACAAACUGUAUAGCCUAUAGCCUGUAACAUUUGAAAUAUUCUCACUUCAUGCAAGAACUCUCUGGGUAAAAAACACAGUCUGUUGUUGACAAUAUGAAACUGAGAAAAAAUAAAACUUCUUUGAGCAUUUA
Molecule: messenger RNA, 1077 nt
Organism: Sebastes umbrosus (honeycomb rockfish)
Lineage: Eukaryota; Metazoa; Chordata; Actinopteri; Perciformes; Sebastidae
Product: protamine-like protein
Exons: 1
Coding region: 108-668 (186 amino acids)
Biological process (GO): nucleosome assembly
Cellular component (GO): nucleosome
Molecular function (GO): DNA binding; structural constituent of chromatin
Source: RefSeq, a predicted model, not a curated record